Molecule: messenger RNA, 237 nt
Organism: Strongylus vulgaris
Lineage: Eukaryota; Metazoa; Nematoda; Chromadorea; Rhabditida; Strongylidae
Source: the annotation of a GenBank genome assembly
AUGACUGAAUCUGGGGAUGGCAAAACGGCUGGAGUCCCGAUAGCAGAUUUGGACAUUGAACAGAUUAGUGCUUUGCAAAGGCAGGUGGAACAAGAAUUAGGUUUUUUCCAGGAAUCAGCUAAUCAGUUGAAGAUUCUUAUCAAGAAGAAUGAACAAAGCAUAGCUGCUAUGGAUGUAUUGAAAACAGCCACACCCGGUCAUACUGCUCUCAUUCCACUUUCAGAAUCGGUUGGUUGA